Molecule: messenger RNA, 1056 nt
Organism: Drosophila suzukii
Lineage: Eukaryota; Metazoa; Arthropoda; Insecta; Diptera; Drosophilidae
Source: RefSeq, a predicted model, not a curated record
UGCUUAACCCUACAGUUUCGAGACUAUUUUCAAAAUUCUCUAGAGUUUAAAACAUGACUUACAACCUGUGAUUUGCAAGAGUGCAAAAUGUUGGUCCAUCUGCUGACCCUGGGCUGCCUGUUGGCCCAGUUCGUCCUGGGGAUUUCGGGGGAGUUCGAGGCGGUCAACUGCUCGCACCCCCUCGCGAAGCUCACGGCCUGCGGCAGGUUCAGCCCCAACGGGUGCUGUGCCAAGGGGUGUGUGAGGAACCUCCGCGGGCGCUGUGUCCAGGAGCAGUGCACCGCAUCCUGGACCGCCUGGCUGCGCAGGCCGGUGACCAUGAGCUGCUACUUCCACUGGUUCCUGCUGAUCUUCGCCGCGAUCAUCACCGCCAUCAUGAUGGGCCUGGUGGUGUGCAACGUGGGCUUCGAGGUGCGGCGCUACCUCCGCCAGCGGAGGGUCGAGCGGUUCAGGCGCUUCAGGGACCUGAGCGGGGUCUCCAUCGGAUCCACUCAGUGCUAGGACACGUGUGAGAACCAGGACUUUGGGGAUAAGGACGGGAAGUGCCCGAGGGAUUUGCCAUAAUCUGCAAUACAUUAGCGGCAGCUUUGCUCUGGAUUCCAAUUCAAUUCUUCGGGUAUCCCGGCCAAAGCCAUGUAAAUUACGAUUCGCCACCUCGGAAAUCCUAUUAGUAGUUAAAACCUGAUUAGGAAAUACUUGCGGCCGAGGUUUGGGUUCACAUUUGCCGAAAGCAAAUAAUAAUAAAUGGCCCUCACAUGCGAAAUGCUUUGUGGCCGUGUGCCCUCCAGGGUGACACCUCCAGUCGAAGGUGGAGCUCGAAUUUAGAUGGCGAUGGAGCCGAGUCAAAGGUGCAAUAACCCAACCGAACGGGCACAUAAAACUAAAUGGCUGCGGGUUGCGUCAGUCCCCAGCCCCCAUGGAACCCCAGCUCCUUUCUCCCGGAAUUCAGUUGCUAUUGCGGUGGAGAUAACACCCAUAAGGGUACACCCAAGGACAUGCAGAGAGCAGCGAAAAAUAAUUCAGGAAAGUCUUAUGAGCAUGGGUUAGGGAAAUUUA